AAUCUAACAUCUGUCUCAGAAUUCCAUCUCAUUGGUUUCUCAGAGGACCCAGACCGGCAGCCUGUCUUCCUUGGACUUUUCCUGUCCAUGUACCUGGUCACAGUGCUCGGGAACCUGCUCAUCAUCCUGGCUGUCAUCUCUGACUCCCACCUCCACACCCCCAUGUACUUCUUCCUCUCCAACCUGUCUAUUGUUGACAUCUGUUUCAUCUCCACUACAGUACCAAAGAUGAUUGUGGACCACCUAACUCACAGCAGGGUAAUUUCCUAUGUGGGCUGCCUGACACAGAUGACAUUUUUUAUGAUAUUUAUUUGUAUUGAUGACAUGCUUUUGGUUAUGAUGGCCUAUGACCAGUUUGUGGCGAUCUGUCACCCCCUGUACUAUGCAGUCAUUAUGAAUCCUCGCCUCUGUGCCUUAUUACUUUUUCUAUCUAUCUUUGUUAGCCUUUUGGAUUCCCAGCUGCACAAUUUAGUUACCUUACAAAUUACCUGCUUUAGGCAUGCAGAAAUUGCCAAUUUCUUCUGUCAUCCUUCUCAAGUCUUUAGCCUUUCAUGUUCUGAUAUGUUAAUCAAAACUAUGGUCACAUAUUUUGGUGGUACCAUGUUUGGCUUUAUUCCUGUGUUAGGAAUCCUUCUCUCUUACUAUAAAAUUGUUUCUUCCAUUCUCAAAAUACCAUCAUCUGGUGGGAGAUACAAAGCCUUUUCCACCUGUAGCUCUCACCUGUCAGUGGUUUGCUUAUUUUAUGGCACAGCUAUUGGAACUUACAUUGGUUCAGCUGAGUCAUAUUCUUCCAGCAAAGGCAUGGUGGCUUCAUUGAUGUACACUGCGGUCACCCCUAUGCUGAAUCCCUUCAUCUACAGCCUGAGGAACAGAGACAUUAUCAACACCCUGAAGAGGCUCCACAGUCGGAGCAUUUAA
Fukomys damarensis (Damara mole-rat) is the source of this 918-nucleotide messenger RNA. Its product is annotated as olfactory receptor 7E24-like. Bases 88 to 918 code for a protein of 276 amino acids. Gene Ontology annotation, molecular function: G protein-coupled receptor activity; olfactory receptor activity. The transcript has a single exon. The record is from RefSeq and is a predicted model, not a curated record. Gene Ontology annotation, cellular component: membrane. NCBI's taxonomy places the organism in Eukaryota, Metazoa, Chordata, Mammalia, Rodentia, Bathyergidae. Gene Ontology annotation, biological process: G protein-coupled receptor signaling pathway.